This is a messenger RNA of Ustilago hordei, 2208 nucleotides long. RefSeq lists its product as uncharacterized. Gene Ontology annotation, molecular function: ribonuclease III activity. The coding region runs from base 1 to 2208 and encodes 735 amino acids. Lineage: Eukaryota; Fungi; Basidiomycota; Ustilaginomycetes; Ustilaginales; Ustilaginaceae. The transcript has a single exon. The record is from RefSeq and is a predicted model, not a curated record. Gene Ontology annotation, biological process: RNA processing.
AUGUCUCUGCUGCACGCCGCGCUGGCAUCCAAUCGGCCUUUGUCAGCUGCGUACCGCAGUACAGCUUCGACCAGCAGGAUACUGAAUGCAACGAGAUGUAUCGCUUCAUCAAGCCGGAUUCUUGCUCAAGUUCAGCAGGAGAAACCGCCCCAAGAUCAUGAUCAGCCUGUACCAAAAGAAGGAUUAACGGAAGAGAGACCACAGAAGCUCGGCAAGCGAGCUCGCAGAGCCCUCAGAGCGAAGCAACGGCAGGAGGAUGAACGACCAGCGAAGGAGACUAGAGCCAAGGCCAAGGCUGAAGCGAGAGCCAACGAUACCGCUACUUCAACGAAAAAUCUACAACUUCCGUCAGGUCUCGAUGCUCCCUCAAUACUUAAAGUCAAGCACGUACUGAACGCAGCAGACGGUCGACCCUCACCUCAGCAAAUAGAGCUGAACGGCUGGCGAAAGUCACAAGCACAAUCAGGAGAUGAAUCAAACCCAAACGUCAGCUGGUGCGGGUCUCUCUUCCGCAGUCACAUCUCCCUCCUAACUGGCUUCUGUACGGCACCCGAUACUCGGCCCAUCAACGAUGUUGUCCCCGCCAACACUUCCGCAUCUGCCACCGCCAACACUUCCGCAUCUGCCACCGCCAACACUUCCGCAUCUGCCACCGCCAACACUUCCGCAUCUGCCACCGACAACACUUCCGCAUCUGCCACCGACAACACUUCCGCAUCUGCCACCGACAACACUCCGACCCCCGAAUCCACCAAAACAACAACGAAAGACGACCUGCCACGGAUCAAAAGCAUUACGUCACCAACAAUGACCAAGUUUGAACGAAUGGAGACUCAAGCACGAGUCAUCUUCCAAGCCAUCCGUGAAGCUCGUGAGCGAGGCAUUGUGGAUGAGGACGAAUCAUUCUUCUACCCGUACCCUGAAGGUGUGCCGCCGAAGGAUAUCGAUGGGAAAGAUGCGGUCUGGUUGUACCUGGGAUCCAAUCCAGAGGCAUGGGGGAGAGAAUUGCCGCCUGUGAAAGAUAGGUGGCUGGAAGUGCUGUCAUUGGGCCUGGCAAAGGAGAUUUCUGUUCGUCCUCACAGCUCUGCCGCGAAUGAGGAGGGAGAAAGUGAGGAGGGAGAAAGAGAGGAGGAAGAAAGAGAGGAGGGAGACUAUGCGAUUGCGUUCGACGAUCUGGUCGAAGACUUCGACUUGGAAGAUCACGAGAGACUGGAGCAGCUGGGAGAUAGUAUUGUCAACAUGUCUUCUCGUCUCCUGGCCUAUUUGUCGUAUCCUGAUGUCAACGAGGGAUCGCUGACAAGACUAUCGAACUACCCGACACAGAACAACAUCCUCGCUCUGUUGUUCCAGGAAUGCGGACUUGCAGCAAGACGUGACGAGCUCAGAAGGGAGCUCAGAAAGGCUCGAAAAGGCGAAGAUCCCGAAACAGAAAUCAGCAGCAGCAGCAAGGGAGAAGACAAAGCCGAUGCUGACGAAGAGAAAGCGCGCCUGCCGCUACUCAUCAAACGUGAUGCAGAUAUGUUCGAAGCCUACGCAGCCGCCGUCUUCCUUUCUCACGGGAACAACCUCAACGUAGUUCAUGAAUGGCUCUGUGGGCUGUUCAGGCCAUUCCAGGAUCAGGCAUAUCGAUUCAUGGUACAACGCAGCGAAGCUUUAGCGCGCUUGCAUGCAAACCAGGCUGCAGCUGCAGCUGCCGCCGCCACUAGCACGAACUUAGCAGCGGAUGGGCUGGGGAUCAGAAGUUCCUCUGUUGACCCUUCUUCUGUACCCUUCUCUUCGCUGUUUCCUGACUUUGCGAGAGGGUCGGAGAAGGCUUUUGUCGCCCCGAAUCCUACUCAUGCAUUGAACGGAAUCGGUGGAGGAGCUUUCGUCACAGACGAGUUCCUCACUGUUGCAGCACGUGCAAGGAGACAGAGAGAGGAAAGGAUGAGGGAGGAAUUGAGGAAGGCGGAUAGAGAAGAGUUGAUGAAUAUGGGCUGGUUCAGGAAAGGGUUCCUGUUCUUGAGGCAAGGUUUUAGACAGUAUGUGAUGGGCAAAGAUCUGGCGAGAGAGGAAGAAUUGAGUAUUAGGGAGAGGGUGAGGGAACAGAAAAGAUUGAGUGAGAAGGAUAGAGAGCGGAAUCGGGCGAAGGAGAGGAAUCAAGCAGGGGUCAGUAUUAGGAGUACGGGGAGUAAGAUGAAGAUGAAAAUUAACGGAGAAGCUGAGUAG